Molecule: messenger RNA, 1323 nt
Organism: Hibiscus syriacus
Lineage: Eukaryota; Viridiplantae; Streptophyta; Magnoliopsida; Malvales; Malvaceae
Product: WAT1-related protein At5g07050-like
Exons: 8
Coding region: 174-1274 (366 amino acids)
Cellular component (GO): plasma membrane
Molecular function (GO): transmembrane transporter activity
Source: RefSeq, a predicted model, not a curated record
UUGGAUUGUUUCCCUCCAAACCAUUAUAAAUAUGUGCCCAAUCCCCCACCUUCCCUUUAGGGAGAAACACAACAACACUUUCUCAGUUCUUUCUUUCUUUCUUCAUAAGAAAAAAAAAUGGAGAAGUGAGAUGUUGUGGCAACUUCCUAGAGAGUUCCAAGCCUUAUUUCGCAAUGAUUUCAUUGCAAUUUGGGUAUGCUGGCAUGAACAUCAUCACCAAGGUUUCACUUAACAGAGGCAUGAGCCACUAUGUCCUUGUUGUCUACCGCCAUGCUUUUGCCACUGCUGUUAUUGCUCCCUUUGCUCUAAUCUUCGAAAGGAGAGGGCAACCAAAGAUAACCUUCCCCGUUUUCAUGCAAAUAUUUAUCCUGGCUCUUCUGGGGCCGGUGAUUGAUCAAAAUUUCUACUAUGCUGGGCUGAAAUAUACGUCUCCAACUUUUUCAUGUGCCAUGAGCAAUAUGUUGCCUGCAAUGACAUUCAUCAUGGCCGUCAUGUGCAGGAUGGAGAAGAUUGAUGUUAAGAAAGUGAGAUGUCAAGCGAAGAUAGUGGGAACAAUGGUGACAGUGGCAGGCGCAAUGCUGAUGACCUUGUAUAAAGGACCCAUUGUUGAAUUGUUUUGGAGUAGGAAUAUUCAUCCUAAACAAUCUUUUGCAGAUAAUACAACUGGAAAUACUGACAAAGAUUGGAUCAAAGGCUCCAUUCUCCUAAUAUUAGCCACCCUUGCUUGGGCUUCCCUCUUUGUCUUACAGGCGAAAGCAUUGAAGACAUACAAGAAUCAUCAGCUUUCUCUAACAUCAUUAGUGUGCUUUGUGGGGACAUUACAAGCCAUUGUUGUUACAUUUGUGAUGGAGCACAAGGCUUCAGCUUGGCAAAUUGGUUGGGACAUGAACCUACUUGCGGCUGCCUAUGCUGGAAUAGUGGCAUCAAGCAUAUCAUAUUAUGUACAAGGGAUGGUUAUAAAGAAAAGGGGUCCAGUUUUUGCCACUGCUUUCAGCCCUCUGAUAAUGAUCAUAGUUGCAAUCAUGGGGUCUUUCAUCUUGGCUGAGAAGAUUUUUCUUGGAGGGGUGGUAGGUUCCAUUUUGAUAGUGAUGGGGCUUUAUUCUGUCCUAUGGGGAAAACACACAGAGAGCAAAGAGAUGGAAGAUGAAGCAAUUAAAGGCACAGUAAGUGGUGACAUUGAAGCCAACCAAGUGCAGAAGAAUAAGCUCUCACAUGUCGCCUUAACCAUCGAAAUGCCUGAAUCCCCCAUUAAACCCAACAGUAACCAAAAAUAGUUUAGAAUUUGCAAAUUUAUGGGAUAUUUUUAGAAGAAAAAAAAAACAU